Molecule: messenger RNA, 4957 nt
Organism: Physeter macrocephalus (sperm whale)
Lineage: Eukaryota; Metazoa; Chordata; Mammalia; Artiodactyla; Physeteridae
Gene: MTX3
Product: metaxin 3
Exons: 9
Coding region: 38-976 (312 amino acids)
Biological process (GO): mitochondrion organization
Cellular component (GO): cytoplasm; SAM complex
Source: RefSeq, a predicted model, not a curated record
AAGUACUUCCGGGAUAGCAAAGGUCGGCCCCGGCAAGAUGGCGGCGCCCUUGGAGCUCAGGUGCUGGGGAGGCGGCUGGGGGCUCCCGUCGGUGCACAGCGACUCCCUGGUGGUGAUGGCUUACGCCAAAUUUUCUGGUGCACCCCUGAAAGUCAAUGUCAUAGAUAACACCUGGAGAGGUUCAAGAGGAGAUGUACCAGUUUUGACAACUGAAGACAGUAUUGUUUCUCAGCCGGCAAAAAUACUAAACUUUUUAAGAAAACAGAAAUAUAAUGCCGAUUAUGAACUGUCAGCAAAACAAGGGGCAGAUACACUAGCUUACAUUGCUCUCCUCGAAGAGAAGCUUCUUCCUGCAGUGCUUCACACAUUCUGGGUUGAGAGUGACAAUUACUUUACUGUGACAAAGCCAUGGUUUGCUUCACGAAUGCCUUUUCCCUUGAGUUUGAUCCUGCCUGGAAGAAUGUCUAAGGGAGCACUGAAUAGGAUUCUCCUGACCAGGGGAGAGCCUCCCCUCUACCACCUCCGAGAUGUAGAAGCUCAGAUAUACAGAGAUGCCAAGGAGUGCCUAAAUCUUCUGUCAAACAGACUGGGAACAUCUCAGUUUUUCUUUGGAGAUACACCUUCUACUUUGGAUGCCUAUGUGUUUGGUUUUCUCGCACCUCUUUAUAAAGUACGCUUUCCUAAAGUUCAGUUACAAGAACAUUUGAAACAGCUCUCCAACCUGUGUCGCUUUUGUGAUGACAUCCUAAACAGUUAUUUUAGGCUUAGUCUUGGAGGCAUCUCUCCUGCUGGACAAGAAACGGUAGAUGCAAAUCUGCAGAAACUCACACAACUUGUAAAUAAGGAAUCCAACUUGAUUGAAAAGAUGGAUGACAAUCUUCGCCAAAGCCCUCAACUUCCUCCUCGGAAACUACCAACACUUAAAUUGACUCCAGCAGAAGAAGAAAGUAAUUCCUCACAACGGCUAUCACCCUGACAGUCUUCAUGCUUUGUGUCCAAGGUCAUAUAAUUGUUGCAGUAAUCUCUUACACUAAGUGUGUGAGGCAAAAAGAAAAUUCAUAAAUAGGUAUAAGGAAGACUCUAAAACAAAAGAAACUUUCUAUGACAGUAAUUUCUUUUUAGUUAGGAAGCUCGUGUUUUAGCUUGGAAACGCACUUUAAAUAACAUCAACGUAAAUGCUAAAUGAACUUGGGGAAAAAAGAAAACACGUUGUACUGUAAAUAAAAAACCUGCCUUAACCUUGGCAGAUUUUUGCCUUUGGUUCACAUGUUGCUGGCCCAAAGCUACACUGCUGUUCUGAAUGUGCACUGUUAGUUUAUUCAAGUUAAUUUAUUAAUUUAGUAUCCUUAGACCAGUCUAAAUAUCUAAUAUGUGGCUCUUUGGCUGAAGCCUUUUUUUCUUCUGUUUAGAAAUCUGAUGCCUAUUUUAGAUGUUAGGAAAAAUAUUCUAAUAUUCUAUUUACUUCAGUAGAAAAGCCUGUAUUUAACUUUAAAAAGCAAUGAGGAAUGUGUUUUUUAAUUAUGCUCUCAUAAGUCUAAUCUUUGGGGGAGUUAGUACCAUAUAUAUAAAUAUUGAAGGUGGUUACAUAUAAUAUUUGUCUGACUAUAUGCACUUCAAUAUAACAGUAUUUGCUCAUGUGUUCAAUACAGGUUAGCAAGGGCUCUUUUAAUUUAUUGGAGCUUUAGACCUGUGUAUUCGUAGUACGUCUUUAACUCUAGUCAUCUCUUUCUUGGGUUGAUUUCAGGAGAGCUGAAUGUGUUAGCAUCGUUAUUAUGCCAGGCUGUAAAGUCUGACUCUUGCCCAGUUGUUAGACACUACUCAGGAGGAGCCCACUGCCAGAGAACUAGAAGUACCUACUGUGCACCUGGUCCAGGUUCACCAUGCUUGGCUCAGACCAGUGUUCUUUCCUAAGAAACAUAUCAUGUAGUCAAAACCUUUGUGACAACUAAUUAUUUUCCAUAGAGUUAACUACAGUUGAAGGAUUCAAUGGAGUAGUCGGAAAUAGCAGAUUUUAAAGAACAUUUUCUAUUUAUUGGUUGCUGAACUGUUCAAAGAUUUGCUGUGCGGGUAAUUUUACUUAUAAUAGAAUCUUGCUUAUUUUAGUGGCUGAGGUGCUUCUGCUGUCCUAAAACUACUUCUGGGGUUUUUAAAAUAUAGGACCAUGUUUUUGAUUAGUGUCUUAAAAGAUUACUAUGGUGCUCAGCAAAUCUUGUCACAUCCUGCAGAAACCCCCAGGUUAGGAAAACAGUUUUGGACUCAAGAGACUUGUCUAAUUUGAGCUGAGUGGAACUCAGCUGUGUUUGACCUGCAUCCUCUCAAUUUGUUCUGUAUUUAGGUAGCUAUUUAUACAGAAGUCUUUAUGUCAUUGUAAAUAUUUUUUCUUGAAAGUUUUAAUGAGAAACAGGGUAGUCUUCAAAGUCUUGUUCAUCUGUUUGGAUGCAUUGAGAGAAAGAAACUAAUGAGUUUCACAUUACUUCUGCAACAGGUUGGGGGGGAGAGAGAGAGAGAGAGAGAGAGAGAGAGAGAGAGAGAGAGAGAGAGAGAGAGAGAGAGUGUGUGUGUGUGUGUGUGUGUGUGUGUGUGUGUGUGUGUUAUGUGUUAGUCUUCGUGUUAGUCUUCUGUUAGAGUGCAGCAACGGAAAUCUGUUUGAAUAUUCUGUGUUGGAAAUCAUGACCAUAGGACUUUAUUGUCCUCUAGGAUUGAUGUUUAUUGGAGAUGGGUGGUUAGCACAUUAAUCAUCUGCUUAUGCUUUAGUCAGGGUUAGUCAUUUUCGAUUAUGAUUUCUAUUAAAACUUUCAAAAAGCAUUUGAAGUGACUUACAAUUGUCAAACGUGUAAAACAGGACAAUUAAAAUUAGUUUUUGGAAAAAUAAAAAAUUUGUAGGAGAAAGAACUCUAUUAUUAACCCUAACAGAUUCUAAAAUUGAAUGGUAAAUUUAACUCCAGGUUUCUCCAUGGGCAAAGUCAAGGGAUAAUACUGGGUUAUGUAAAGUUUUCUGUCAAUAAGGUUACUACUGUCCAUGAGUAAGCAAAAUGUGUUUACAUUUUUAUAAGAAUGUGGAAUAUCGUAUUCUUAUGACACAAAGAUGCAGCCAGUAAGCAUACUGUAAUGUUUGAUGUGUUGAAAGUUUAAUAAAAAAAUAUCAUUCUAGAAUAACAAGUAUCUAUCCUUUUUUAGUAGAAAGACGACUGUAAAUAUGAUUUAUUUCCUUUUGGUCAUUCCUGCUUUGAACUGCCUUUAGCUGUAUGCUAUAUAGGCCAUGAUGCUUCCAGACUAUCUUUCCUAAGAUGCAAAAUAUGAUUUAGAUAAGUAAGAAUUUAUAUGCUGGGUUACUUAGUUGAGGUUUUUGGUAUAAGCUAAUGAGAUGCUAGGAAGCUAUCACUGAGCACAAACCACUCCAGGGAUCAGCCACACAUAUAGGAAGCUCUUGGAAAGGAAUAACUUUCCAGACUGGGCAGAGAGCUUUUGAGCAACCUGUCAGGAUAUGCUUUGGAUAAAGUUGGAGUUCGCUGAGAUAAAUGGUCCACAGUCUUAAAAUACUGUGAGCCACUUUCUUUUGGAAGUGAUGGUGGACGAUAAUAUGAUAAAAGCGACUAUGUUUGUGUUUGUUUCUUGGUAGUAUGGGAUGAGAAAAUUGGUCAGAUAGUUCCCAUAAGAUAAAGAUCUUUCAUCAACAAACUGUCAUUAGUUAUCCAUAAGACUGGCCAUUCCCCUAAGACCAAAGAAACUGUAAAAGACCUUUAAGGACAGUCAUUCCUACACAAUGUUUUUCCCCCUAAAAGGUUGGCACUGACAAACGAAUUAAAUUUCAACCUAGACAUGUUUGUUUUAUUUUUUGUGUGCUAGAGGAUUAGAGAUUUUAUGUUAAAUCCGAAGCAUUUUGAUUUCCAUUUGUAAUUUAUGUUCAUUUAAUGUGGCUAGAUAUAUUAACUUAAAGGAAUGGGGAAGCUUAUUUCAAUCAGAGCUAAGUUGUAAUUUUCAGAAGUCUGCAAAAAUGGAAGAAAACUAGACAUCAAAAGAGGCAGAAAUUGGUAACAGUGUUAGUAUCUCAGAAAACCAAUUUUUAAAGGUAGUAUCAUGUGAUAAAAGUGGUAUUUGAAGUCAGUAGUAUGUUUUCUUAGAGCCUCUUCCAGGAAUAGACAUUUACCAUGUUAUUAGAUUUUUCAUAAACUGUUUACUUUUUCAUAAGCUGUCAAAAAUUGUAUCCCUCUGAAACCAAAAUAUAAAUGCUUAAAUGUAAAGACAAGAAGCUGAGGGAUGGUUACAUAGGGUCUCUCUGUACUAUUUUUGCAACUUCUUUUUGUGAGUCUAUAAUUAUUUCAAAAUAAAAGGGUUUUAAAAAUAAAUUCAAUAAGUUUAUCAUUAUCUAGAUAAACUAUGAUUUAAAAUUUAAUGCUUUAAACAUAGUAUUCAGUAUUCAGUUCCAGAUGAAUAAAUGCAUAAUAUAAAUUAUAUAUAAUUUAUUUCAUUCUUGAGUUUAAAGAAAAAAACUCAGGUUUAUAACAAAUGAUAAUCUAAAGAUCUGUUUUGCCUUAUGAGCAAAGAAAAAACAACAAGAACCCCUAAAACCAAGAACCCCUUUUCCCUAGGAGACUAAAAAUUCUACAAUUUUAUGUUUGUAAUUGUAUCUUUUUUUCCUAUGGUAUGUGGGUUUACUUUUGAGGAUAAAAUAUUUUGAAAAAAAUUCCGUGUCUCUGUGUGGUAAUCCUUCUUUGUUUUGCAAGUGUUCUCUCUCUAACUACACUAGGACCAUGCUUUUUUUUUUUUUCUUCUUUUUUUUUUUGUGGUACACGGGCCUCUCACUGCUGUGGUCUCUCCCGUUGCGGAGCACAGGCUCCGGACGCGCAGGCUCAGCGGCCAUGGCUCACGGGCCCAGCCGCUCCGCGGCAUGUGGGAUCUUCCCGUACCGGGUCACGAACCCGUGUCCCCUGCAUCGGCAGGCGGAUUCUCAAUCACU